This is a messenger RNA of Danaus chrysippus (African queen), 693 nucleotides long. The record is from the annotation of a GenBank genome assembly. Lineage: Eukaryota; Metazoa; Arthropoda; Insecta; Lepidoptera; Nymphalidae.
AUGACUGAGACAACAUUUUAUAAGAAAGCCGCAAAAUACUGGGCUAAUGUACCUGCAACAAUAGACGGUGUACUCGGCGGCUUCGGCCACAUUACGGACAUUGACAUCGAGGGGUCCAAGAAAUUUUUUAAUUACAUAUUAUCACUAGAGCAACCACCGAAAACCAAUUUAGCCUUGGACUGCGGAGCCGGCAUCGGAAGAGUCAGCAAGAAUCUUUUGAUGCAUUACUUCGUGAAGGUCGAUUUAGUGGAACAAGACGAAAAGUUCAUUAACACGGCAAAACAAUUGCUUGGCGAAAACAAUGCUAAAUUGGGAACGUUGUACCAAAUCGGGCUUCAACAUCUUAAGCUACAAAAAAAAUACGACGUGAUUUGGUGCCAGUGGGUGCUUGGGCAUUUAAAUGACUAUGAUUUAAUUACAUUCUUGGAAAGAUGUAAUCAAGCGUUGACUGAAUAUGGCGUUAUUAUUGUAAAAGAAAACAUAGCACCAACAGAUGAAAUGGAAUACGAUGAUGAAGAUUCCUCUGUAACUCGUCCAUAUAAAUUAAUGGAGAAAAUAUUUGAGGACGCAAAUCUUCGUGUAAUCGCCAGUGAGAUCCAAAGUGGUUUUCCUGAUGAUAUUUAUCCCGUUCAUAUGUUUGCAUUAGCGCCCGACUCAGUAACACAAAAUGUAGCGGUACGUUCUAUCAAUUAA